Molecule: messenger RNA, 714 nt
Organism: Vicia villosa (hairy vetch)
Lineage: Eukaryota; Viridiplantae; Streptophyta; Magnoliopsida; Fabales; Fabaceae
Exons: 5
Coding region: 1-714 (237 amino acids)
Biological process (GO): regulation of DNA-templated transcription
Cellular component (GO): nucleus
Source: RefSeq, a predicted model, not a curated record
AUGUAUGCUGUUCCACUUCGAUGGUGCCCUCCCACUAAUUCCAACAUCGAUUUUGAUUCCUCUUCACCACAAGCCAAUGGCAGUGAGGUUAAUCCUAGCAGAAUACGAGAAAUACAUCAUAAUGUUCCCCCAACCAAUAACAUGGAUUCCAAUUCCUCUUCACCACAAACACAAACCAAUGGCAGUGAGGUUGAUGCUAGCGGAAUUCCAAUUGUUGGAAAAACCUGCCAUCAGUGCCACCAGAAAACAAGGGAUGUUGUUGCAACAUGUAAGAAUCCGAGAAAUGGAAAGCCUUGUGUAAUUAAGAUUUGCCACAAAUGUCUUUUGAAUAGAUAUGGGGAAAUAGUGAAUGAGGUAAAUCGACAGACAAAUUGGAUGUGUCCAAGAUGCAGAGGCAUCUGCAAUUGCAGUUCGUGCAUGAAAAAAAGAGGUCAACGACCUACUGGUCCUCUAGCACAUAAAGCCAAGGCAUCUGGUUUCAAUUCUGUGUCUGAAAUGCUUAUAAACGGCGCUUCUGAAGAUUUAGAGAUGAACAAUGUUAAUAAUGCCGAUGUUGUGCCUUCAAAUGAAGCUACUUUGGUAAAGGAGGUUAUACUAGAUCGAUCAGAGAAAACUCGAACUGAAAACUCCCUAGGUGACAUGACUCAGAGGCAGAUGGAUGGUCCCGAGGCUUCUUUGGCUUCAAAUGGCUUUAUCAUCAAUCCUACUACAUAA